CCCCCAUCGGCCGAAUGCCCGUGUUCACACUCAAGCAACUGCGUUACACUCAAACUCGUAUCAUUAUAAUACCCUGCCUCCAACAUCUCAUCCCUUUCAACCAAGCACUAAUCUUUUCCCCUCUAACAAACUAAGCACCGCCAAAAUGUCCAAACCAAUCGUCCUCCAUCUCGGCGACGACAUAAAAUGGAACCAUGAUCUCUACAAGACCUUCACAUCUCACUUUGAGAUCAAGCGCUCACACAGCAUGUCCCGCCCCGACUUCAUCAACGCCCUUAAGCAAAAAACCUUUGGUGAUUUCUUCGCUAUCUACAGACCGUUCUGGAACACUGGCGGUGAGAUGGGAAAUUGGGAUGAUGAGUUGAUCUCACUUCUUCCUGCGUCGUGUAAGAUUUAUGCUAGUGCGGGAGCUGGCUUUGAUUGGGUUGAUACAGCUGCUCUUGCAAAGCGAGGCGUCACGUAUUGCAACGCAGCAGCCGCGUGUACAGAAUCAGUAGCCGACGCAGCAAUCUGGCUCAUCAUCUCUGUAUUCCGCAACCUAAGCUGGUCCAGCACAGCAGCCCGCUCAGGCGACAAGGACAAAUUCAUCGACGCCAACAAGAACCUAGCCCCCUUAUCCCGCAAUCCCAGCGGUUUCACCCUCGGGAUCAUUGGUUUCGGCCGCAUCGGCCGUCGCAUCGCAGAAAAAGCGUAUAAAGCACUUGACAUGAAGAUCAUCUACAACGACAUCGCCCAAAUGCCCUCGUCAAUCGAAACUCCCCUUAACGCAACAUUUAAAUCAUCAGACGCUCUCCUCGCUGAAGCAGACUGCGUCGUCGUCGCAACGCCGUUUGCAGGCGAAACUCUUCUUAACAAAGCUGGUUUAUCAAAGAUGAAGCGUGGCGCAAAGCUUGUCAAUAUUGCGCGUGGAAAACUCAUCAACGAAGCUGAUCUCGUUGAAGCUCUUUCCAGCGGUCAUUUAUCAGGUGCUGGACUAGACGUCUUCGAGAAUGAACCGUACAUCAGCCCUGAGUUGCUAAAGAUGAAGAACGUGGAGUUGUUAUCGCACAACGCGGGUGCGAGUCUGGAUUCGCAUAUUGGCUUUGAGAAAUUGGGGAUGGAGAAUAUUAUGGAGUUUUGGAAGACAGAGAAGGCAAUUUCGCCUGUUAAUGCUCAUCUGAUCAAGCAGAGCAAGUUGUAAUUCUUAGGGUUCGGGUAUGGUUAAAAAAUGAUAUGUUGUUAGUCUAAAGGAUGUUUGGUUCCUCAAUAUGAUACACUUCUGGUUCCCUUUCA
This is a messenger RNA of Fusarium odoratissimum NRRL 54006, 1272 nucleotides long. Its product is annotated as alcohol dehydrogenase. Gene Ontology annotation, molecular function: glyoxylate reductase (NADPH) activity; NAD binding; hydroxypyruvate reductase [NAD(P)H] activity. The coding region runs from base 146 to 1180 and encodes 344 amino acids. NCBI's taxonomy places the organism in Eukaryota, Fungi, Ascomycota, Sordariomycetes, Hypocreales, Nectriaceae. The transcript has 2 exons. The record is from RefSeq and is a predicted model, not a curated record. Gene Ontology annotation, cellular component: cytosol.